Molecule: messenger RNA, 5658 nt
Organism: Salvia splendens (bonfire salvia)
Lineage: Eukaryota; Viridiplantae; Streptophyta; Magnoliopsida; Lamiales; Lamiaceae
Exons: 3
Coding region: 1-5658 (1885 amino acids)
Biological process (GO): DNA integration
Molecular function (GO): ADP binding; nucleic acid binding
Source: RefSeq, a predicted model, not a curated record
AUGGCGAGAUUUGAUCAAUUGGAGGUACGGGUGGACAGCUUGGAGUUUCCGCAUAGUCGUGACAUCGAUCCUCCUGACGAUGAUUACGAUUCGGACGAGAGAGAUUACGCGGAAUAUAGGGGGAGUGAUUUGCCGCUGCGCGAACCGAACCCUCGCAAUCGUUUAUUAGGGUUUCGCGAAAGGAGAGGAGCACGGGGUGGCCGUCGAGGUGCUUUUUCGCGCCGUGACGAGUCGAGACGUGGAGGGGAUUGGCAGUAUGACGGAAUUGCAGCCAACAGAAUGGUCCCCUAUCAUUCACGUAGGGUAUCAAGCUGGGACCCGCCAACAAUGCGUCAAAGAGGAUGGAGAGAUCAGCGCCGACGCGUCUCAUGUUGGGACCCCCCGGCUGCCAGGGAUCGAUCAACGUACCAGUUUGGAUCGGACUUACACCACGGCGUCAAGAUGCGAGCCCCGCAUUUCGAUGGUUCUGACGCAUCGAAUUGGAUCUCCCGUGUGGAAUAUUAUUUUGACCAUAUUAUGAUGCCCGACGAGGAUCGACUACACUACGCGGUAAUGCUUUUCGAUCCUCCAGCCGCAGAAUGGAUAUUUAACUAUCGAAACAACAAUCGCUACGUGACUUGGAGUGAAUUCUUGGAGGAUGUUCGUCACAGGUUUGAUCCGCAGAGCUUCCGGAAUUAUAUUGGGCCUCUAUCCAAAUUGGUGCAAACAGGAACCGUGGCCGAAUAUCACGACACAUUUGAGAAGUAUUUGAAUCGGGUGGAAGGGGUACCGGAUUACAUCUUAAUUCCGGUAUUUAUCGAGGGCCUCAAGAUGCCCAUUCAGGAGAAAGUGGAGUUACAACAGCCGCAAUCGUUAGCUGAGGCAAUGGCGUUGGCCUUAAGGUUGGCGGCAAAUCAAGAACAUCGUUAUCAACAAACAUCAUCGUCACAGAGACGACAAUGGCCGAUCCGCGAGUCACGCCAGCAGUCGCUACCACCAUCGCUGCCUGACGGGGGUACUUCGCAGGUCCAGAAGGCGGGCAAGCAGCCUCAGGAACCGGAUCGCACACGCUUUGUACCGAUCCGGGUUUCAAAUGCCGAGAAAUCCGAGCGCUCGCGCAAAGGCUUAUGCUGGCAUUGCCCGGAGAAGUACGCACCGGGCCAUGUAUGCACCACAAAAUUGCUAUGCUAUGCGGGGGACGAGGAUGAUGAAGUGUCGGGUUAUGGACAGGACUGCACACCGCAGGAGGAAGAGCUUAUCACGGAGGACAUCUCUCACUUGCAUUCCCUCACGGGGGGCAAAAGAUCGAUUCCCUUCCAGAUCCUGGGUGAAUUGGGUGUCACGAUGGUGCGUAUUUUGAUUGAUACGGGGAGUACUCACAAUUUCCUCCACUCACGUUUCGCGGAGAAAUUGCAGCUACAACUUUCAAGAAUCCGUCCUUUCCGUGUGUAUGUGGGAAAUGGGGCUUCCUUAAUUUGCUCCCAUAUUUCGCGGCGAACUAAAUUAUCAAUACAGGGGACUGAGUUUUUAACGGAUUUACACAUCCUCGAUGUUCACGGCUGGGACGUGAUCCUCGGCAUGGAUUGGUUGGAGUCUUUGGGACGAAUAUCUGCGGAUUUCGUUGGGAAAACAUUGGAGUUCCAGCGAGGAGACAAAUCAGUUAUUUUACAGGGGCGUGUGCCGAGCCCACAACAAAUUUCGCUACAGUCCUUGGCAUUGUUGGCAUCGUUCUCCGCAGGUCACGAAUUCUAUGAGAUCGUCGCCCUGGACCAUGACGACGGGGCAUCGAUCAGUGAUACACCGGAGACGGAAUUCCCGUCAACAAUACCGUCCGCAUGCCGUCGGGUUCUCGAGUCGCACAGAGGAGUUUUUGUUCUGCCGUCGGGUAUGCCGCCUCCAAGGCCCUUUGACCACCGGAUCCACCUGCUACCGGGCACGAGGCCAGUCAAUGUCCGACCCUACCGCUACCCUUAUUUCCAGAAGAAUGAAAUUGAACGUCAAGUAAAGGAAAUGUUAUCACAAGGCAUAAUCCAGCGUAGUCAGAGCCCAUUUUCCUCCCCAGUGUUGUUAAUUCGGAAGAAGGACGGGACUUUCCGAUUUUGUAUCGACUACCGUGCUUUGAAUAUGGCGACAGUCCCCGAUCAAUUCCCGAUCCCGACUGCGGACGAGCUCUUCGAUGAAUUAGGUGGGGCGAAAUUCUUCACAAAGCUUGAUCUACGUUCUGGCUACCAUCAGAUCAGAAUGCACGAGGCUGAUAUCUUCAAGACGGCUUUCAGAACUCACGAUGGCCAUUUCGAAUUCUUGGUGAUGCCAUUCGGUUUGACGAACGCGCCGUCUACUUUUCAGGCAGCAAUGAAUUCUAUUUUCCAGCCUCUUUUGCGACGAUGUGUGAUUGUAUUCUUCGACGACAUCUUGGUGUACAGCCCUACGCUGGACUCCCAUUGCGAGCACUUAUCAGAGGUACUAUCGCUCCUUAGCGCGAAUCAAUUCUAUGUGAAAUUGUCUAAGUGCUCGUUUUGUUGCACUACUGUCGAAUAUCUUGGGCAUUUGAUUGCAGAUGGCACACUCAAUGCGGAUCCUAGGAAAAUUGAAGCUAUGACGGCCUGGCCCGUUCCCAAGACCGUGAAACAGCUCAGGGGUUUCUUGGGCCUUACAGGAUAUUACAGGCGAUUCGUCGCACACUACGCGUCGAUUGCGAGCCCCCUUACGGAAUUACUAAAAAAAGAGGCGUUCGUUUGGACUCCGGCAGCAACCGAUGCAUUCCAGGCCUUAAAAGCGGCGAUGUCAUCAACGCCGGUUCUGCGAUUACCGGACUUCUCCAAGGCAUUUUAUGUGGAAACGGAUGCUUCGGAUAUGGGGAUAGGCGCCGUUUUGAUCCAGGAGGGUCACCCGAUUGCGUACUUCAGCAGAAAAUUGGGUCCUCGUCGCAGAGCCGCCUCAACUUACCAUAAGGAGCUCUAUGCGAUAGUCGAGGCGGUACAGAAGUGGCGUCAAUACUUACUGGGCCGUGAGUUUGUAAUUCGCAGCGAUCAAAAGAGUUUAAAGGAGCUGCUUCAACAGGUGGUACAGACCCCGGAUCAACAACUGUAUGUGAGGAAGUUAAUGGGAUAUAAUUUCCGCAUCGAGUACAAGAAAGGAGCUUUGAACCGGGCAGCGGAUGCGCUGUCUCGGCGUGGGGAAUCGGACCAGGAACCGCAGGAACGGGGUGCGACGGAGGACGGACCCGUGAGGGACGGCGACCCGGCGACGGACGCGGCGUGCCUGACCGCGAUCGCCCAUCCUGUACCGUCACUACUUAACACUUUGAGGGAGGAAGCAACGUCCCAAACGGACUUGGUGGAGCUCACGGCUGACAUAAAUUCUGGAAAAGCCCCGGCUCAGUUUUCUAUCGUGGACGGUUUAAUCUACUUUAACAGACGCUUGGUGGUGAGUCGAGUAUCCAAAUUGAAACGCGUGCUGCUUGAGGAGCACCAUUGUACGCCCAUGGCGGGCCAUCCCGGACACGAGCGUACAUUCCGCCUCCUGUCGGCGGGAUUUUAUUGGCCUAACAUGAGGAAGGAAGUCCGUGCCUUUGUGGAUGCGUGCGCGGUAUGCCAAUCCACGAAGUAUUCGACGCAGAAGCCGGCGGGACUUCUUCAACCGUUGCCCAUUCCGUCGCAGGUGUGGGACGAUGUAUCAAUGGAUUUCAUCACGGGUCUCCCGCAAUCACGCGGAUACACAACAAUAAUGGUGGUGGUCGACAGGCUAUCUAAGUAUGCACAUUUCGCGGCCCUUCCUACACGAUUUGAUGCCUUGCGAGUGGCCCAUUUAUUCGUGAACACGGUCGUUCGCCACCAUGGAUUUCCCAAGACAUUGGUUUCAGAUAGAGACUCGGUAUUCCUGAAUGCGGUUUGGGAAGAGAUUUUACGCCUGAGUGGUACUAAGUUGAAUUUCACGACGGCUUACCAUCCUCAGUCGGAUGGCCAAACCGAGAUUCGAAACAAGGGCCUGGAGCAGUAUUUAAGGGCAUUCACUUCGGAGAGACCGUCUACUUGGUCGAACUUUCUCCCUUGGGCGGAAUUGGCUUUAAAUUGUUUCCAUCACGCUGGCCUCGGUACGUCGCCUUUUAAGGCGUUAUAUGGUAGGGAACCACCCUUGUUGGUAGCGUCAGCUCCCUCUGCGAAAACUCCCACCAACGUAGCCGAAUUGAUUAAACAGAGAGGGGAGUUACUAGUCGAAUUGCGCAAAAAUCUCGCACGAGCACAACAACGCAUGACAGCAGCUGCAAAUAGACAUAGACGUCACGUGGAGUAUGAGGUUGGUGAUUUUGUUUGGCUUAAAUUACAACCAUACCGUCAGCAUUCCGUCGCGAAGCCAAUCUCGGCUAAACUGGCGCGACGUUUCUACGGGCCAUUCGAAGUGCUGAAGCGAAUUGGCCCCGUGGCGUACAAAUUGCGCCUGCCAGAGGGAAGUCGCAUCCAUGAUGUGUUUCACGUUAGUCUCUUGCGUGCCUUUGUUAAGGACGAUCCGAUCGUCCCACUUCCAACGGAGUUUGUCGGAAAUCGCCCGGUCGUCACCCCAGUAGCAAUACUAGAUUCUAAGAUUCUGUGGCAUCAAGGAGCGGCUGUCGAACAUGUCUUAGUUCGAUGGUCGGAUGGGUCGGAUUCACCAUCUUGGGAACCGUUGCAGGAAUUGAUGAAGCGUUAUCCCAAAAUCUCCCUUGAGGACAAGGAAGUUGUUAAGGAGGGGGGAGUUGUUACGACCCCAAUACAGCCACGAAGGACGGAAGGAGUUAGAGAUGAAAGCGUCGACGAGACGGAAGGAGUUGGAGAUGAAAGCAUGGACGACAUUUCACAAACACCAUCGUCGCCGCAUGCACGGAGUGUUGAAUCUUCGUCUCCACCUCUGGAGCUGGGGGAACCACGAGCAGAAAUCAACCAGGAGGUCCCGGAGAGGAGAUUGAGACCGCGCAAAACGAUCAAGCAGCCGGAACGCUUCCAGGAUUUCGCACCCAUACUUAGGAAACACAAUGUUGUGGGUUUUGAAGAUGAGGCAAAAACUUUAAAGGGAUUUCUUGCUGAAGAAACUGAUCAGCUUGAUGUCAUCUCCAUUAUUGGGAUGCCGGGCCUUGGAAAGACUACACUUGCUGGUAAGAUCUUUCAUGAUCAAGAUAUCAAGUACCAGUUCCCAGUGCGCAUAUGGGUUUAUGUCUCUCAAGAUUUCACUAAUAAAGAUAUCUUUCUUUCAAUUUUGAAAGAGUUCACUAAGAUAUCUGAGGAGAUUAGUAGCAAAGGUAAGGAGGAGUUAGCAGGUUUAGUGGCUAAUCAUCUGGCAAAUGUGAAAUUCUUAUUAGUCAUGGAUGAUGUAUGGGCACCUGCAGAUUGGGAAAAACUUCAAAUUGCUUUACCGACCAGUAAGAAGGACAAGUUGGAGGUAUUUGGUAAACCCGAGUUCCCUGAUGAACUGUGCUUUGAAGGAACGGAAAUAGCUAAAAGAUGUGGUGGGUUGCCACUUGCAAUAGUAAUCAUAGGAGGCAUUCUUGUAAAGAAGUUUUCUGCUAACGGUGAUAUGGGUGUCAUUAGACGAGCCUCGCAGAAAGUCACCGAAAGUUUCAAUACAUAUCUAAAUCUUGACAAUGAGAAACGAAUGGCAAAGAUCAUAUCAUUGAGCUAUGAAAAGUUACCUUCGCACUUGAGAUAA